Messenger RNA from Pseudonaja textilis, 956 nucleotides. NCBI's taxonomy places the organism in Eukaryota, Metazoa, Chordata, Lepidosauria, Squamata, Elapidae. The record is from RefSeq and is a predicted model, not a curated record.
CGGGCCUUCGGCUGGAUGCGGAGCUGGGGAUGCAAGGCUGCUGGCGAGGCUUUGCGCUCUGAAGCGCCGCCUGCUCGGCUGAGCAAAAGUGCGCCGCAGGCCUAGAGGUGCUUCCGAGGAGCAGGAGGGUCAAGCAGGGAGGACCCGGGGAGAAGGACGAGCCUCCAGGCGAGAGAUUGCCGCAAAGCAGAACGGAACUCUCCACCUCUUCUUCCCUCCGAGCUUUGCGGUGCAUCGCCGGGGCUAAAAACCUGGCCCUCGUCCUUGAAAGAUAGAUAUUGUUACUCAGUUCUACCAAAGUACGCACCAGCAUGGCUUCAUGGAAUGGCAGCAACCCAGGAGACAGGAGAAGAACAGGAGAAAGGCGCAGAUCAACUCAAGAAACAUCAGAGGACUUGGUAGCUGAACAGACUGAGGAGGUGUUCCGGAGCUAUGCUUUCCAUCGAUACCAGCAGGAGCAGGAGCAAACUGAGGGGGAUGCGCCAGUUGAUCCAGAAAUUGCUGCAAUUCAGCAGGAGCCAAAUAGCAUCAACAAUUCGGUGGGUCGACGCUUAGCUAUCAUUGGUGAUGACAUCAAUGCACGGUAUGAUAAGGAGUUCUCUGAGAUGCUGAAGUCCUUGCAGCCUUCCAAGGACAAUGCAUAUGAGUACUUCACCAGAAUAGCCUCCAGUUUGUUUGAAAGCGGCAUCAAUUGGGGGCGUGUGAUAGCACUGCUGGGCUUCGGCUACAGGAUGGCAAUCCAUGUAUACCAGCAUGGCAUAACUGGCUUCCUGAGAAGAAUUGCACGUUACAUGGCUGAAUUCGUGCUACACAAUCGCAUUGCACGAUGGAUUGCUCAGCAAGGAGGAUGGGUGGCAGCACUGGACUUGAGCAAUAUUUAUUGGAAAUACAUGUUGAUGAUAGCCUCCGUGAUUGUGCUGGGCCAAUUCGUUCUACGGCGUUUCUUCAAUGACUGA